AGCUCACUCAUUCUGCCAUUUUCUAUGAUGGAAGUGAUGAAAGAGAAGAAGAGGAUCUGAUCUUUUUUGCAUUUUCUCUCUAGAAAUUCUCUCCCUCCAAACAGAAUUUGCGGAUUCACCGUAAUCAGACCAUGGAUCUUGCGAAUGAGGAGCUGCAAUUUCUUUCUAUACCUGAUAUUUUGAAGGAAUCAACCUCGAUUCCCAAACAAUCCCCAAAAGCAUUUUAUCUGAUAACCCUAACCCUAAUUUUUCCACUCUCCUUUGCGAUUCUUGCGCAUUCACUCUUCACCCACCCUCUCUACAGCCAAAUCCAAGCCUCAGACCCAAGGCACACCCACCAUCAAUGGACCCUUCUCUUGACUUUCCAGCUCUGCUACCUCAUCUUCCUCUUCGCCUUGUCGCUCCUCUCCACAGCCGCGGUCGUCUUCACCGUGGCCUCCCUUUACACCUCCAAGCCCGUCUCAUUCGCCUCCACCAUGGCCGCAAUUCCGCGGGUUUUCAAGCGCCUCUUCAUCACCUUCAUCUGGGUUAGCCUUCUCAUGAUCACCUACUACGCGGUGUUCUCCGCCGCCGUGGUGCUCCUCAUCAUCGCCGUCGAUGUGCAGAGUCCCCUGCUCUUCUUCUUCGCGCUGGUGGUCAUUUUCCUGCUCUUCGUCGUCGUCCAUGUCUACAUCACCGCCCUGUGGCACCUCGCAAGCGUAGUGUCGGUGCUGGAGCCGGUGUACGGGUUCGCGGCGAUGAAGAAGAGCUAUGAGUUGUUGAAGGGGAAGACGAGGAUGGCGGCAGCGCUGGUGUUCGUGUACCUCGUGAUCUGUGGAGUCAUAAGCGGGGUCUUCGGGGCAGUGGUGGUUCACGGCGGGGAAAUGUAUGGGGUGUUUUUCAGGAUUGUGGUUGGUGGGUUUUUGGUUGGGGUUUUGGUGAUUGUGAAUUUGAUUGGGUUGCUGGUUCAAAGCGUGUUCUACUAUGUAUGCAAGAGCUACCACCAUCAGGGUAUCGAUAAAAGCGCUUUGCUCGAUCAUCUUGGUGGGUAUCUUGGGGAGUAUGUGCCUCUCAAGAGCAGCAUUCAGAUGGAAAACUUGGAGGUCUGAGCAUGGAGCAGAUCAUAAGAAGGAACAACUGCACAAUGAGCUAGCGAGGAUGAGGAAUGAGACACACAAUCUUCAACUGAGUCUGCAGCGCUACACCGGCGAUGACUUGAGCUUCAUACAGUUCAAGGACUUGAAUGAACUUGAACACUCAAUUAAGAAGGUUCGAGCCUGAAAAGUAUUACUAAUUAGUUUCCUCUAUCUCAUUUUUCAGACAUUCAUCCAUAAUUAACCUUACCAAUUAAUGGUUUGAAUCCAUGUUGAUAACUUUGAGAUUCAACUUCUUCAUUGAAUAUGAAAAUAUACCAACUUGUUCUGUUUCAGAAUUCAGUUAUUGAUGAACGAUCCAAUUAUCUCUGGAUAUGAAAAACAAUGUUGAGUUUUUUGAAUUGAGCAAUAACUUUUGCAUGCAAGGUGUAGGUUCUGGUACCUCAUUCAAUUCUUUAGGUUAUGAAUUUUUUUCUGAUUCUAAUUGUCCUUUUUUAAGAGGUGGGGGUGAAUUUUCUAAAUGUGAAGGGGGGUUGCCCAUGAUGGGGUAUGGAGACUUGAGUUUGUGAGCAGAAGGAUCUUUCAUCAUAUGGUUAGGGCAGGGUUUUUUGUUGCUCUGAAAAUGUCAUUUAUUCUUAUCUGGAAGCAAAGAAUUUGCAAAUGGUCAGUUAAACAAAUGGAUAUUUAUGUCUUUGCGCUUAAGGUAAGGUCUGUCAUCCUACUGCUAGGGCAUUCAUUAUUUUCACAUCUUUAUAUUGUCAUCUCUAACUGUCCUACUUUGUUGAAGCAAUCACCUCUCACAGUCAGAAUAAUUCAGCAGAGCAUGUUCUUGUUCAUAUUGUGUUGUGGUUGGAUGCAUGGGGAUGAGCAAGAACUGGGUUUGCUUCAUUUUGGGUGGGUUCUUUCCAGUAUAUGGCAAACCAUCUUCUCAAUUCUAAGGAACUUCUAAAUUUAUAUAUGCUAUGAUUGAUCGAAUCAUUUUGCCUUUGAA
Molecule: messenger RNA, 2064 nt
Organism: Vitis vinifera (wine grape)
Lineage: Eukaryota; Viridiplantae; Streptophyta; Magnoliopsida; Vitales; Vitaceae
Exons: 3
Coding region: 132-1088 (318 amino acids)
Source: RefSeq, a predicted model, not a curated record